AUGAAUCGCGUCGAGCGCCAACGGCAUGAAUAUGCCUUAUUGUUGACAGCAGGUCUUUAUCAUACAUCCGAUCAAUGGACUCGAGUUCUAACUCCAUUUAUUCAAUGGGAACUUGAGCCUCAUUUAUCACCAGACUCCCUCUUAUGGCUAACUGCAACAUCAACACUUUUCUCUUUAAUCGGAACAGUGUUCAUAGCACAAAUGAUCGAAGCAUUUGGACUUAGAAAAACGGCCGUCAUUUCGUCGUGCGUCGUUGCAAUUUUUCAAAUUGUCGUCGGGUUUACUCGCGAUUACUACACAUACUUGUUUCUACAGACUUUGUUGAUUUUCAACAACAUGCCAAUGAUUAUCGACGCUGCUGUCCUUCAUUUAGAGGGUGAGGAUGGUGACGACAAGAAGCGAACAAGAUUAAUAACCAAAAUCCUAAUUCCAACAAGUAUUGGUUUUGCCGCUGGACCAUAUUGUGCAUUACAAAUGAUCUUCUUUGUUACACCCUCCUUGGAGCUCUCGCAAUCAAUUUGCUCAGUUCUCACGAUUUUCUUUAUAAUUCCUUUGGUGGUUAAUUAUUUUCCCGAUAGCAACUGUAGUAAAGGAAAAUCGUUUAUUCCCGAUUUAAGAGCCUAUGGAGAUUUAUUGAAGAACGAGAGAACUGUUUGGUGCACAAUUCUCAUAAUGUUGAUUUCGGCCCCCUAUGCCACAUAUGACAACGUAAUUCGGAUAACUCUGGCUUCAACAGCACUUCGAGAUCCGCGUACAAUUCACACGCUAUUUCUCAUCCUCGGAAUUACUACGAUGAUCGUUAACGCCGUUUUCUUACCAAAACUUCAGACCCGGUUCGCACCGCAAUUCCUGUUGAAGCUCGCGUUCGCAAUUCUCACAAUUUCAUACAUCUAUCUCGCAAUUUUCCGCGAUUAUACCCAUUUGCUGUUUGGAAUGCCGCUGCAAGUAAUUGGAGUCACCAUUGGAUUGGGCGAGGUUUCCUCGCAGCUGAUGGGCACAAUUGGAAGAGGUGGAGCCGGAAAAGCUGCUGCUCUUAUUCGCAUAAGCCAAUUAUUGGCGGGCAUUUUAAUUCCUUUCAUCGUCGGAAGCUGGAUGUCUCACAUCGAUAGCACAUGGCUUUGUGUUGCAAGUGCGGGAAUAUCUAUCAUCGCAAUUGGCCUUGUUGAGAAAUAUGGAUCUUUUAUGAAGUUCAACGCCGCGCUUUUACCCGGUGUCCUCGGCAAAUUCGAAUAA
Caenorhabditis bovis is the source of this 1233-nucleotide messenger RNA. Lineage: Eukaryota; Metazoa; Nematoda; Chromadorea; Rhabditida; Rhabditidae. The record is from the annotation of a GenBank genome assembly.